CGGGCCGGUGUCCCAAUUCGCUCUUUUACCCUACGUGGAUUGGAUUCAGCCCGAUGAUUGGAUCAUUACUAGCCAGUUUACUGGCGGUCUAUUAUUUUGCGUGGUGUCGAUCGCGUUUUGUUCGGCUUAUCGAUGCACUUCCCGGACCUAAAACCUUACCGUUUUUAGGAAAUAUUCUCGAACUGAACGUUGUUCACGAUGAAUUGCUGAGAAAACCGUCCUUUGAUUGGAUUAAACAGCAUGGUAGCAUCUAUCGAGUUUGGUUUACAGUACGUCCCAUGGUCGGUAUUGCUUCGCCCGAAUUACUAGAGCCCAUUUUGUCAAGCCAUACGCUGGUAGCCAAAGGCAACGAGUACGAUUGCUUGAUUCCUCUUCUAGGGAAGAGCUUAAAUGUAGCUAAACCUGAGGAAUGGAAGAAAAAUCGCCGUCUUCUUAAUCCAGCUUUCAAAGGUCAAAUUCUCAACAGUUUCAUGGAUGCCUUCCACGACAAAAGCCUUCUAUGUGCGAAAGAAUUUGAAGAAGCUAUCGAAUCAAAUAGCGGGGGUGAAAUUAAUGUUUUCCCAAUCAUGACGCAUUGCACCAUGGAUAUCAUCUGUGAAACAACCAUGGGAGGAAAGACGUUAACCGGUGAAGACAAAGCGGGUUACAUUAAGAACAUGCACGCUGAACAACUUUGUAACUGCCCUACUAGCACAGAUAUAUCCAAAGGAUAUCCUAUGGAGGUUAGCCCUGAUCCAGUUGUAUAUCUCAGUUGGACGUCCUAUGGAUGUUCGCAGGAUAUACUAAUGUCCUCUCCUAUGGACGUCAAACUUGUACAUUCAUAG
Molecule: messenger RNA, 824 nt
Organism: Daphnia magna
Lineage: Eukaryota; Metazoa; Arthropoda; Branchiopoda; Diplostraca; Daphniidae
Product: cytochrome P450 4c3
Exons: 6
Coding region: 54-824 (256 amino acids)
Molecular function (GO): monooxygenase activity; heme binding; iron ion binding
Source: RefSeq, a predicted model, not a curated record